This is a messenger RNA of Kwoniella botswanensis, 1665 nucleotides long. RefSeq lists its product as uncharacterized. Lineage: Eukaryota; Fungi; Basidiomycota; Tremellomycetes; Tremellales; Cryptococcaceae. The record is from RefSeq and is a predicted model, not a curated record. Gene Ontology annotation, molecular function: nucleobase transmembrane transporter activity. Gene Ontology annotation, cellular component: plasma membrane. The coding region runs from base 1 to 1665 and encodes 554 amino acids. Gene Ontology annotation, biological process: transmembrane transport; nucleobase transport. The transcript has 7 exons.
AUGUUCAGUUCACUGAAGAACAUCGAACCUAAGAAAUGGUUCACGAGGGACUAUUGGUACCUCGAUACCCCACCUGCCUCUUACGCUACUCGAGAUGGAUGGUCCAAUGCGGAUGUAGACGUUGUGCCAGUCGAUCAGAGAAAUUGGAGAGCGAUUCAUUACCUGUUCUUAUGGCUGUCUGAUGGUGCCAACGUCGGUACUAUGCAACAAGCUGGAUCCAUCGUUGCUAUGGGUCUCAGUUGGCGUGAGGCCUCUGCUGCUAUUGCCAUCGGUAACAUCAUCAUCGCUGCUGCUGUAGCAUUGAACGGUACAAUCGGAUCAAGACAUCACAUCCCAUUCUCCAUCGCUUCAAGAGCAUCAUUGGGUUUCUAUUUCUCUUACUUUGCUGUGGUAUCUCGUCUGGUUCUAGGACUUAUCUACUUCGGUAUCAACACUUUCAUCGGUGCCUCAUGUACUCUCAUCUGCCUCGAAGCCAUCUGGCCACAGCUCAAAACCUACCCCAACACCAUCCCUGCAUCUCAGGGCGUGACCAGUAACAAGAUGAUCGCUUACUUCGUUUUCUGGACCAUCCAAUUCCCUCUUGUCAUGAUCCACCCCAGAAAGAUGAGAUGGCUCUUCUUUGUCAAAUCCAUUGUUGCCAUCAUUGCUGCCUUUGCCACCCUCGGUUGGGCAGUUAACACAGCUGGUGGAUCUGGUCCAGUUUUCUCCAAGCAUAGUACUUUGACUGGAUCCACUAGGUCUUGGGCUUGGGUUGCGGGUAUCAACGUUGCUAUCUCCGGUAAAACCACCUUGGCCAUCAACAUUCCGGAUCUUACUCGAUACGCCAACAAGACAUCCGCAUCAUAUUGGCAACUCCUCUUCAUCCCCAUCGUAUAUUUCACUUUCUCUUUUAUUGGUAUCGUGAUUGCUUCAGCCGGUCAAGCGAUCUACGGUACUCUCUACUGGGAUCCCACAAUGAUCAUCGCUCAGUGGACUUCCCGAGCUGGUGCAUUCUUCGUUGCAUUCGCUUUCGCACUCGCUACGCUCGGUACCAACAUUUCCACCAAUUCCAUUGCCGCUUCUAACGAUUUUGCAUUCAUCGCUCCGAAAUGGCUCAACAUCCAACGAGGAGCAUUCAUCACUGCCAUCAUUGGUGGAUGGGCAACAUGUCCUUGGAAGAUUCAACAAUCCGCCAAAGCAUUGACAACAUUCUUAUCUGGAUAUAUCAUCGUCUUGGCUCCUAUCGUAGCUAUCAUGAUAUCGGAUUACUGGAUAGUACGAAAAACCAAGUUCCACGUACCGAUGUUAUACCAAAAUGAAGGUAUAUACAAAUAUCAAUAUGGUACUAAUUGGAGAGCAUUGGUCACUCUGCUCAUUGCUGUACCAAUCAAUCUACCUGGUUUGGUCAAUGCCAUCAAUUCUAAAGUUGACAUUGGCAAUUACUCGUUCUUCUACAAAGCAUCAUGGCUCACUUCUACAGCUAUGGGAGCAUCGAUCUACCUCUUACUCUCUUUCAUCUUCCCUCCUACUUCCACAUUAGUCGACAAAACUGUCGAAUCGAUGGAUGAAGAUUUCGCUUUGGCUGAUUCACAAGCCUGGGAGACUGAACAGGAUAAAGAAAAGAGAAGUUCGGGUGGUGGUGAAUUACCUGGAUCUUCCAGUUACCCAAUAGUGGAUAGAGUAUAA